AUGGUCCGAAACCUGGUUGUCAUUGGGGGCACAUCCCACCCGCAACUGACUCAGAGCAUCUGUGACGUGCUUGGCAUCCCUCCCGCAGAAGUCCUGCUGUCCAAGUUUGCAGUCGGUGAGACUCGAGUGGAAAUACAAGAGUCUGUUCGAGGGAAGGAUGUCUAUAUCAUUCAGUCCGGCGGUGGUAAGGUUAAUGAUCAUCUUCUUGAGCUUUUGAUCACAAUCUCGGCCUGCAAGACAGCCUCGGCCCGCCGCGUCACCGCCGUUCUUCCUCUCUUCCCAUAUUCUCGGCAAAGCGACAUUCCUUAUGACAAGGCCGGAGCUCCCUUGGUCAAGUCUUCCGUCCGGGACCGCCCAAACAAUGGCUACACUUUUGAGAGCACCCCUCCCACCCCUGGGCCUGGCAUGAAGAGCGAGGGUCUCGGCCUGCAGGGUGGAAUUGACAACUUGCAGAAGAGCUUGGCCAAAGCUCAGAUUGAAGAGAGUACUGGCAGUCCGGUGAAGCGGCGCACCGCGAACGGACUCGCCAGAAGCGAGACUACAGACUCUGUCAAGUCCCUGGCCGGUGACGACUCCUCAUGCAACUCUUCCAAGAUCAAUGCGUUCCAGCCCCGGCCCGGAUAUAAGCAGUGGGUCGCGCAAGCAGGUACCCUAGUGGCAGACCUGCUCACCUGUGCCGGUGCGGACCACAUCAUCACCAUGGAUCUGCACGACCCGCAGUACCAGGGCUUCUUCGAUAUCCCGGUGGACAAUCUGUACGGUCGUCCUUUGCUCAAAAGCUAUAUCCAGCGCCAGUUCCCGGGUGACAAGAGUCACAUCGUGGUGGUCAGUCCUGAUGCUGGUGGUGCCAAGCGCGCCACAGCUAUUGCUGACUCUAUGGGAAUCCCCUUUGCUCUCAUUCACAAGGAGCGCCGCCCAACCAAGAUCACAGACCGCCAGAAUGCUACUAUGAUGCUGGUCGGUGACGUUCGCGGUAAGACAGCGAUCCUGAUUGAUGACCUUGCCGACACCUCCAAUACCAUCACGCGGGCAGCGAAACUGCUCAAGAAAGAAGGUGCCAUGAAGGUGUACGCCUUGGUCACUCACGGGAUCUUGAGCGGCGAUGCCAUUGAUCGCAUCAACGCGAGUGCCCUCGACAAAGUUGUCGUUACAAACAGCGUGGAUCAAACUGAUCACUUGCGUCGCUGCCCCAAGUUGGAGGUUCUCGAGGUCGGCCACGUUUUCGCAGAGGCUAUCCGCCGAGUUCAUCACGGUGAAUCGAUCAGCGUCUUGUUCCAGUACGACUGA
Penicillium diatomitis is the source of this 1287-nucleotide messenger RNA. Its product is annotated as ribose phosphate diphosphokinase subunit PRS5. The coding region runs from base 1 to 1287 and encodes 428 amino acids. The transcript has 3 exons. The record is from RefSeq and is a predicted model, not a curated record. Gene Ontology annotation, cellular component: cytoplasm; ribose phosphate diphosphokinase complex. Lineage: Eukaryota; Fungi; Ascomycota; Eurotiomycetes; Eurotiales; Aspergillaceae. Gene Ontology annotation, molecular function: magnesium ion binding; ribose phosphate diphosphokinase activity. Gene Ontology annotation, biological process: purine nucleotide biosynthetic process; 5-phosphoribose 1-diphosphate biosynthetic process.